Parasteatoda tepidariorum (common house spider) is the source of this 2797-nucleotide messenger RNA. Its product is annotated as cyclic GMP-AMP synthase-like receptor. The record is from RefSeq and is a predicted model, not a curated record. NCBI's taxonomy places the organism in Eukaryota, Metazoa, Arthropoda, Arachnida, Araneae, Theridiidae.
CGCCACCAGAAACUGAAACUGAAAAGGGAAAGAUACCGAACAGAAACUUUUAGCUGGUUGUUACUCUCUUCUGCAUUUUUACUCUAGAUUGAUUGAAUGCUGAACGAUAUUCUACUUAAGAGUAGACAACACAAAUAGUCGAUACAAUUUUCCAAAAAGUGAAUUAUACGCUGCUUGUAAAACAUGUGGAAUCCAGACAGUGGUAUUUUCAUCCUAAAUGAAAUACUAGGAAAAGUCAAGUUAGAUGAGGGGCUCGUAAAAGAGAAUAAUAAAGUUCUACGUGACUUUUUGGAUACUUUCGUUCCCAAAAUGAAGGAAGUUGAUAAAGUGUUUGAUUGGUUGUAUAGAGAACCCUACUACACAGGAAGUUUUUAUUCAGAUCUUCGAAUUUCUCAACCUGAUGAAUUUGAUAUUAACUUAAUAAUAGAUAUGCCUUUUAAAAACGGUGAAUUUUCGAUAACGUCUCAACUGAAUGAGCCGAAUUUUGUGAAGUAUCAAUCAGAUGUACCUAAAUCCGGACACGGCGGGACCGUUUUGUUUGAAAACAGUUAUUUAAUAUCCGAUCUGGCUCGAGCAUGGUUUCAAAGCAUCAUAGACAGAGCUCUUGAAUCAUACAAUAGACCAAGCACAAUUAAAAGGGUAUUGGUACGACAAUCAGGUCCAGCCCGGACUUUAACUUUAGUGAAAAAUAAUAAUGCAAAGAUUGAUGUCGACCUUGUUCCAGUCAUUGGUUGUACUCUAAAUAUGUCUCGCAUUAGCCUGGACAGAAGAGUCGAAGCCAAAGUUGGAAGAAAUUUACAAGCGUUUCUCGUACCUAAACCACCUAAUCCAUUAUCUGCCGAAGCUAGACUAAUGUGGCGAUGUCAUUCUCCGAAACCCGAAGAAGAUAUUAUGUACAACGUAGGCUGUGCCAAAUCAGUUAUAAAGCUACUAAAGCUGCUAAGAGAUAAAGAGAAGUGGUCAAUAUUAGCCUCAUAUUAUUUGAAAACUGUCGUAAUGUGGAUGAUUAUUGAAAACAGUGGAACAUCCGACUUUUGGAAAGAAAAUCAUAUCGUAGAAAGAUUUUUUGAAGCACUCGAGAAACUAGCCGAGUGUGUGGGACGGAAGAAAAUCCCAUACAUAUUCAAUACUGACUGCAACUUGAUUGAAAAGAUCGGUCACCAGGAAGCAUAUGAUAUCAGCAAUCGGUUGAAUAGUUUCAUUCGAAACAUAAAUCGGGAUAGAAACUACCUAAGAAGAAUAUUUUGAAAAAGUUUUUUUUUGUUAUCCUUAAAUACAUCCAACAAAAAUAUUCAUACUCUAUUCUUAAAGAGAUUUUUUUUUUUUUUUUUUUUUUUUUUUUUUUUUUUUUUUUUUUUUUUUUUGCUGGGACAACUAUACUAAAAAUUUUGAUACAAUUAUUUUAAUAUCAUAAAAUUUUCCAGCUAAUAUAUAGAUAUGUAAAUUUAUUAUUUACAUAAUCAAUAUAAAUCGAACAUUUUUAGCGAAUACAGGGUGUCCUAAAAUGACCACCCUUAUUACAUAUAUUUUUGGAAAGUUAUUAAAAAGUUUUCCUAGUAUACACAGUAGGGCUAGUAAUUUAAUGAGAAAUAAACAUUAUCGUAUUCUAUAGGAUGACUAGUGAAGUAAAGAAUAUUAAAACCAGUUUGAUUGCCUAAGAAACAAUUGAGGACGUUCGAUUCCUCUUGCGUUCGAAAAGGGUUUGAUGUUUUUAGAAUUUAUAAUAUUUGACGUUUAUUGAUGUUUGUAUGAAUUUAUAAUAUUUGACUAUUAUACUUAACUAGCAAGUCAAAAUGUUAAUUAUUUAUAAAUUCAUAUACUUGAACUUUUUCAACUGAAAUUUUCGAACUUAUAAACUUCGUCACCAAUUUAAUAGAGUUUUGGAAAUCAAAUCAUUUUACUCAUAAAAAAUUAGUCGUUUGGGUAAUUUGCGGUAUGUUUAUGUAUGUUUUUUGUUUUUUUUGUUUAUAGAAGGUAAAUGUUACUUGAAACUUGGAAAAAGUUAUUGGCAUCCCAACGGUAUAAAAAUUUUUAACUUUUUAUAUUAAAAGAAAAAAGAUCAAAUUUUAACUACUUUCCCUAAGCUAAGUAUUUAGUUAUACGGAAAGAAAAUUAUGUUGCAGUAUUAUUUUAAUGUUUGUUUAAUUUUUAACUUUGUGUUUUGUGUAAUAUACUUUUACAUAACUAUAAGUAUUACUUGGUAACAGUUUUAUAAUGUAAAAAGAUACUUAAAAUAUCUGCUCUUAAUAAAGUACUUGUAAUAAUGCUGAUAUUAAUUGUCUAUCUAUCAUAAUAUUAAUGACCUUCUAACUGAAUUUUAUUGUUCCAGAUAUUUUGAUUUUUAAUAAAUGAGAUUUUAUAGAAAUUAAAAAAAAUCUUAAGCAUUAAAAAAAUAACUUUUUGAAAUUAUAGUUUUUUUUAAAAAAUGUUUAUAUUUUUGCAGUUUGUAUUCAGAAAUAAAUCUUAUUGCAACUUUCUAUUAAUAUUUCAAACGCAAUUUAAGAAACCUCACUUAUUGAAUAAAACUUUGAUACUUCUUCACUAUGCCGAUUAAUUCAUUUAAUAGAAAUUAAUUGUGCUGAAAGUUAUGAUAAUAAUAUCAUAACUCUCAGCUAUGCACAUAAUUUGUUAAUUGUGCAUAAAAUUUCUCUUCGAAUUUUAUGAUUUUGUGUAUUAAAGAAGAAAAAAUGCCGUAUUAAUAUCUAUGUUCUUCUAAAAAAAAUAAGUAUUGUUUGUUCAUCUUUUCUAUAAUCACUUAUAAACUGUAUUACUCUAUUAUUAAAAAUUUGAAACUAUU